Messenger RNA from Adelges cooleyi (spruce gall adelgid), 3110 nucleotides. It is a transcript of the gene Usp16-45, whose product is annotated as ubiquitin carboxyl-terminal hydrolase 16. Gene Ontology annotation, biological process: protein deubiquitination. The record is from RefSeq and is a predicted model, not a curated record. Gene Ontology annotation, molecular function: zinc ion binding; cysteine-type deubiquitinase activity. Bases 338 to 2914 code for a protein of 858 amino acids. NCBI's taxonomy places the organism in Eukaryota, Metazoa, Arthropoda, Insecta, Hemiptera, Adelgidae. The transcript has 15 exons.
UAGUUUGUAUACUAAGGCAGUAUUAACUAUUAACUAUGUAGGUAUUCCAUUUUCAUAUGAAAUACCUAUUCUUAAAAAGUAAAACAAAACCACUGUCGCAUGACCGUCACUGGUCUAUCAACGAUUUCUUACUACUUACUUUUUGUUCGCAAAGACAAUACUCAUACUUGUCUAUGCUCAAGCGGGAUAUGAUAUAAAAUUAACACGAGUAAAGUAGAAUAAUAUUAAGACGAAAGUGACGUCAGUAUCUCGAAGACCCAUUUCUAAGAACAAAUAAGUUUUAAAAAUAGACGCCCAGUGUUGAGUUUUUGGUCUAACUUUUGCGUUUUCCUAAGUCAUGGCAAAAGGCAAAAAGAAACGUAACCGGCAAAGUUCUAAUGUGCCUGUUCCAGACCCACUUAGUGUCAAUGAUUCAUCAGAUUCGAGUGAAAUUAGAAAUCUCAAAGAAAGUACAAACAGUCUCAAGCACCCUUGUACUCAUGUCAAUAAAGCUAUAAAUUUAAAUACUUUGCGAAAACGAUUACAAAAAGCUGUACUAUUAUGUGCCGAUUGUAAAAAUAACAAUUUGCAAGAACUUUACGUUUGUGCACAGUGUGGAAUAUUGAGUUGUUCUAAUUUAGAAAGCAAUCAUAUACGUAGACAUCAAGAUACCCCAAGGAGUGAUUCGCAUUCCAUAGCUAUUAAUAUUGAUAGUUUAGUCAUUUCAUGUAACGAUUGUAAAAAAGAAUUACAAUUAAUUAGUUCUAAAAAACUCCAAGGAGUUGUAAAUUUAAUAAAGCCUAUGAAAGAAGCACAAGCAGGUAAACAUAAAAUGGAUGAACUUCAAAAUCAGGGAUGUCUUACUGAGGCAGACGCUCAGCCUGAAAACACUUUUUCAGCUAGCCCUCCAAAAAUGUGUAAUGGCAUUGCAAAGUCAGAUGAAGAAGACGAUGAUGGUGAUGAUGAUGACGAACCACUAUCCUUAAAAAAAUCAAGUGAACCAUCUAGAAAUAUUAUAAAUAAUAUUCGUUUUAAAAGACCUAGAGGCUUAAACAAUUUAGGCAACACCUGUUUUUAUAAUUCUGUAUUGCAAUGCCUUGCACAAACUCCGUUUUUGAAAUCUGUGUUACGUGAAAUUAGUGAACACGGUGAAAAAGUUUCAAUUACGUUAGAUAAUGAAGAUAUUACUGUCGAACUAGAGAAAUGGAGUGGUUUAACAGAAAAUUUAUUUACAACUCUUGAAGAAAUUACCAAUGAACGAGAAUCUACAUUUAAUCCCAGUGCUCUGUUAGAUUCAUUACGAAAAAAAUGCAAAAUGUUUAUAGGAUAUAGUCAACACGAUUCACAUGAAUUAUUACGUCAUCUUUUAGAUUCUGUGCGUGAUGAUGAUCUUAAGCGUUAUCAAAGGUCAAUAAUUCAUCACUCUGGACUAUCUAUGAGGCAAGACCCCAGUGAAAUUGAUGAAAAAAAAGCUGCUAGGCUCAAAGAAAUGAACAAAAAGCUACAACAGCUCGUCCUCUUACGGCCAGAUCAUGUAUUUAAAGGUCAACUUCUUAGUGUUGUACAAUGCCAAACGUGUGGUCAUAUGUCUGAAGUAACUGAGAGUUUUCUCGACUUGAGCUUGCCAAUCACGGCUGAUAAGACACAAGCACCAACUUUUCAACGUAAGAAAGAUGGUGAUAUGUAUAAUCAGUCAAAAUACCAAACAAAAAAGGAACGUAAAAUUGCAAUAAAGCAGGCAAGAAGAAAGAAACACGAACAUAAACAGUUCCAUAACAAAGUUCAGGAUAAUUUAGUUAUUAAUGAUGAUGCGGAUGUUGAAGACAAUAUGGAAGUUGAAACUAAUGAUGUUGAAAUUAACUGGAAAAAAGAAAAUCCAGAAUCCGGUUAUGGUUCUGAAAAACAGCCAUCUACUGUCACCAGUCCUGCACUUAGUAUAUCUGAACUUACUACACUUAUGAAUAAUACUCCACUGGCUGACCCUGAUCACCAAAUUAAUGCUGACCGAACUUUGGAUUUAGAAAAGCCAAUGGAGUUAGAUUCUGUUCUGCAUGGUAGUCCAGCAAAUAGUCCAAGUUCACCUCAUGGAUCGUCCCUUGAUUCUAUACGAGCAAACGUCAGUCCAGAUUAUAUGGAUGUAGGAACAGAUAGUGCUAAUGAAAAUCAAGAGCGUAACAAUCCAACGCCAAAUGUUAGUGACAAUAACAGUGAUGAUGAUCUAUUUGAUGAUUCUAAAAGUGAAGAAGAUGAGAAUAAUGAAGACGGUGAAUUCUCCCAAGAAUGCCCACAAGCAACUUUGCAACCACGACCUAAAUGUAAAGAAGGUGAAUGUUCCGUUUUGACAUGUCUUAAUCAAUUCACUGCAUCUGAAAUAAUGACUAGUAAUAAUAAAGUAUCAUGUGAAAAAUGCACUGAAAUAUACAAAAAAAAAACUAAUGAAGAAAAAACAAUUUAUCGUCAAAGUACCAAACAAAUGUUAAUUAGUUCACCGCCUGCGAUCUUAAUAUUACAUUUAAAGAGAUUCCAAAUGUGCUAUUCUACAACCAAAAAGUUAGCACGGGAUGUGUCAUUUCCAUGGGUGUUAGAUAUUGCUCCAUAUUGUUCUGUUAAGUGUCAAGAUAAGCUAAGUCCAGGCCAAAAUCGAAUAUUAUAUUCACUUUACGGAGUAGUGGAACACAGUGGUUUCUUGCACGGUGGACAUUAUGUUGCUUAUGUAAAAGUAAGAGAUCAAGUUAAGAAAGACAGUUAUCGUAAUACAUUUUUAGAAGGCAGCAAGACCAUGCCACCUAAAAUAAUUGAUAGUGUUGAUGAUGCUUCACAAUUAGCACCAAGUGGUAGUUGGUUUUACAUCAGUGAUAGUUCUGUACGACCUGUGACACCAAAUGAUGUACAAAACUGUCAGGCCUAUUUAUUGUUUUAUGAGCGUAUUUUAUAAUACAUGUGUAUUAGUAUUGAUUGACAUUAACAAACUAAUCGCAGAAAAAUGUUUCAAUGGUUGCUUUGUUUGGUCAAUAAACUUAAUUUAAUUUGUAUUUCUUCGAGUUGCAUUACUCAAAUUAUUGUAAAUAAUUAUUUUGUUGAUGAAUUUUUAAAAUGUUUAAUUUAAUUCAUUUUCCAAAUAUUAUCGCCGA